Messenger RNA from Staurois parvus, 260 nucleotides. Lineage: Eukaryota; Metazoa; Chordata; Amphibia; Anura; Ranidae. The record is from the annotation of a GenBank genome assembly.
GAGUACGGAGUAGUGGCCAUUGGUUGGGAGGAGUACGGAGUAGUGGCCAUUGGUUGGGAUGAGUAUGGAGUAGUGACCAUUGGUUGGGAUGAGUACGGAGUAGUGGCCAUUGGUUUUAGCAGUUAGUAAAUCAUUAGUGAGGUUUAGUAGGGCAGUGUCAGUGGAGUGCAGUGAGUGAAAGCCAGACUACUAAGCAUUCUAGGAGUUUACAGGUAAACAGGAGGCGGGAGAUGGGUCUUAGAUUGUUCAGGUUGGUGGGG